AUGGAGAAUAUGGAGAUAUCCCAGCAAAUUAAAUCCACGGCAUUGUCUGUUCCCUCGCCGACCGCGACACAUACUGCCUCUGUCAACGGCGCACGUUUGCAAAUCCGAUACCUCAAUACUUUCGAGGUGGUCCGUAAUAUCGCCCUCCCAUCUAGCCAUGAUUUGCGCUCCUCGAAGAUUACCUGGUCACCCCCAGUCAUCCCGUCCUUGACCUCAUCAACACGCACAUCUUCGCCCACCACUACACCUCCCCGUCGAUCAUCACGGACACCACGCCCCUGCUCGAAUCGCGUCCUCAUAUCCGACGACGACACAACGCGCGUUUACGAUCUCCGCGACGAGAAAUGGAAUGCCGUGAUUAGCAAUGGCUCUGGUGGCAUGGGGAAGAAUGUCCAUGUCGAGUUUGGAGGAACAGAGGACGAGGUGCUUGUAUGGACCGACUUUACCGCCUGUGUUAAGAUAUGGUGUUUGAAGACGGGCAGGGUAGUGGAGAUACGCGAUCCAAAGUUUCCUGGUAAAGAUGGCAAGGGCUGGGGCUACCGACCUGCUGACAAUACUGGAUUGAGGAGUGGACGGGGACAAGGGCGUGUUCUAGCAUUAUUGUGUCGUGCAUCAGGGACCGAUAUCUUGUUACUUCUUGCACCGCAGACGUACAAGGUUCUGAAUCGAGUCGAACUCCCUACUACAGAUGUCGCUGGUCUGAGAUGGAGCCGUGACGGGCGCUGGUUGGCCAUCUGGGACGCUGCGUCUGCGGGUUACAAGCUUUGCAUAUAUACGGCAGAUGGGCAUUUGUACCGCACCAUAAUCCGCGAAGCAUCUGAGGACGUCAGUGAAUGGGAUGUAGAAGGCCUAGGCAUCAAGAGUCUAGAAUGGGUCCCUGGACAUGAACGUCUCGCAGUUGGUGGCUGGGACUGUCGUGUUCGCAUCCUUUCUACACGCACAUUCGCACCCAUCCUAUUCCUCGACCACACACCCGUCAUCGACGUACCCAGCGCACCAGUGUACACAGAACAAGUCGACAACCUGGGCACCCGCAGCUUCACGCUCACGCCACAACCUGCCACACCUCCCAAAGCCGCUCUAGAAAAGAACGAAAAUGCGCUCCUAAAGCAAGGCAUCGGCAUGCUCAGCUUCAACUCCGAAGGCACAAUGUGCGCAAGCAGAGAUGACAGCACUCCCUGCACAGUCUGGAUCUGGGACUUGCGAAGUCUCCGUCCCCGCUCAAUCCUCAUCAUGUACGCGCCUGUCAAAGCGCUCCUCUGGCACCCUUGCGACCCCAAUCGUCUCCUUAUACAGACUGCACACGACGAUCCAGUCGUGUACUUGUACACAGCUUCACAGCGCUCCCACUCAACGUCAUCUUCAUCGGCGAAUUCAUUAGCGACAACACAACAUCCACCAUCCAUCCUCUCUUUAUCCCCUCACAUUGCUAAACCUGCAGUCGCGACUCCCGCUCGCUGGACGGUAUCCUGGCUCUCGGGUCCUGCGGCUAGUAAUAAGAAACCUUGUUUCACGCUCGCGCAUACUCAAGCUUCUGUUGUUGUAUGGCCAGAGGGCAAAGACCAGAUUCUGCGGUUUGAUCAUGAAGAGGAAGAGGAGGGCGAAGAAGAGGGAUCAGAUGAUAGUUUGUAUGAUAUCCUGACUGGUCGGACCCCUGUGCCGGGUACGAGGGAUAGUAUGGAGGAGGGCGAGUUUGGAGAUAGUACAGGCACAGUACAGGAGCUAGAUGAUACGUUUAGAUCGCGGCAACACGCACAUGAAGAUGGAGGAGAUGGAGAACACGAGUAUUUUGAAGAAGGUGUGUUGGGAGAUAGUGGCAUGAGUGAAAUGUUUUGA
This is a messenger RNA of Bipolaris sorokiniana ND90Pr, 1836 nucleotides long. RefSeq lists its product as uncharacterized. Gene Ontology annotation, molecular function: protein binding. NCBI's taxonomy places the organism in Eukaryota, Fungi, Ascomycota, Dothideomycetes, Pleosporales, Pleosporaceae. Gene Ontology annotation, biological process: protein localization to mitotic spindle pole body; mitotic sister chromatid segregation; microtubule anchoring at mitotic spindle pole body. Gene Ontology annotation, cellular component: mitotic spindle; microtubule organizing center; MWP complex. The record is from RefSeq and is a predicted model, not a curated record. The coding region runs from base 1 to 1836 and encodes 611 amino acids. The transcript is spliced from 2 exons.